AUUACGAUCUCAGUCGCAUCUUCAAGAUCCAAUUAUCUACUCUUCCUGGGUACUGAAUAUCAUAGUCAAUCAUAGUCAUAGUCAACGACAAAGAGUGACUCGUGCUGUGGUAUCGGUAGUCUAGGUAUCUCUCAUAUGGCAUAGACAUAGGUCUAUCUCAAGUCGCCAUCAUGAGGUCCCUCACUGACAUGGAAAUUCCGUCCUUCUGGCGCCAAACCUGGGCCUUAACGAAGAAGAACAUCAUCAUAGCCGUUUAUCGAAAAUGGUUCUCGACUAUCCUGCGAUCUCUCGUCUUCCCCCUGAUUCUUCAGGUACUCUUACUCGAAAUCCAAAACUUCGUCAAAGACGAUAACAGAUAUGGAGUUGGCGACCCUCACCCUAUCCCCACUCUCGCCGACAGCAUGGCGGCGAGCUCGAAACCUCUCGUCUUGGUUCAGGGGCCUGGCCUUGGAUCCGACUUUCAGUCUACUCUCGACAAGAUCACCAGUCCUCUCGAUUCGAAUAAGUUAAUUCAUCUCACCGACCCGAACGACAUCGACAUGACUUGCCCGGUUGACUACCACGGAAACUCUCCUUGCUUUGCCGUUGUCGUCUUCAACGACUCUCCUUUCAGUGGGCGUGAAAACGCAGCAUGGAACUACACCAUCAGGACGGAUCCAGCUCUCGACUCCGUGGCUUUCAACGUAUUUGACAGCAAGAGUUCUACGGAUCAAGUUUACUUACCUCUUCAAUCUGCCGUCGAGAACGCGAUGCUUAACUUGACAGUCAGCCCGGCGUUCUUGCCGUACACGUACGUGACACAGGAGCAGAAAGAUGAGUACUCGAGGAAGACUUACAUCGCCCUAUCGUUGUAUCUCCUAUCCUUCAUCUACUAUGUGACAUACAUUCCGGUUUGCCAGCACCUUACUAGCAUGAUCGCUUCUGAGCGUGAAACUGGUAUGUCGGCUCUGAUUGACGCUAUGGGCGGUGGAGUCGCCGGGCCGAGAGUUCUCAGUUAUGUGCUCUUCUUUUACGUCCUGUACUUGCCACUCUGGAUUAUUAUGGGAGUCCUGUACUGGUACCUCCUUUUCCCUGGCCAGAGUGUAGCCGUUACGAUUUGGUGGCAGAUCUUAACUGGUUGGGCGACGAUUAGUACUACAGCGUACAACACAGCGUAUUUCAAGCAUUCGAACGUCGCCAGUCUUUACAAUUCUUUGAUGCCUUGGCUGUUGGCAAUCUUGGCCGCCUUCUCGGAAAACUCCGCGGCAAACCCUCCCCCUCUAGCUCAGGUCGUUUCCUGCUCUCUCUUCUUCCCUAGCAUGAACUUCAUCUACUUCUUCGAUUUCAUCGCUAAGGCCGAAGUUGCUGGAAUUCGAAUCAACUUUAUGGAGGCAAUUCCGAAAGCUCUCUUGGAUACCGGUAACGGAAAGGGAACGAACUGGACCAACAUCGUCGGACCCUACUGGCUCUGGAUUCUCUUGGCUGCUCAGAUCGUCGUGUACACAGGCUGCACCGUUCUUCUCGAGCGCUUCAAGCAUGGCAACAACCGCAAGCGCCGCACAUUUAGCACGGAUCAAGAUGCAGUAGACUCCCACAUCGCUAUCGAGGCCACGGGUUUAGAAAAGCUUUACAAGCCUCACUGGUUCAAGAAGCUCUUCUGCUUUGCCCGCGACCCGAAGACUAAGGCAGUUGAUGGUUUGGAUCUCAUUUCUCAGAAGCAUCAGAUCACCUGUUUGUUGGGACCCAACGGUUCUGGAAAGACUACAACUUUGGACAUGCUUGCUGGAUUCGAAAGGCCAACCGGUGGCUCUGUGAACUUUAACGCAUUGCCUUCGCAAAUCGGUAUUUGCCCGCAACGCAAUGUGUUAUGGGAUGAGUUGACCGUCUACGAACAUCUUCAAAUCUGGAACACUCUUAAGGGAAAAGAUGACGAUUUGGCUGUUCUCGACCAGCUAAUUGAGAAAUGCGAUCUUGCGGCCAAGAAGCACAGUCUUGCGAAGAACCUCAGCGGCGGUAUGAAGCGAAAGCUUCAGCUAGCCUGUAUGUUGAUCGGUGACUCUACUGUCUGCUUGAUGGAUGAAGUUACUUCUGGCCUUGAUCCUCUCUCUCGCCGCUCUAUCUGGAACGUGAUUCUCAGCGAGAGAGCCCGAAGAACAAUGAUCUUAACUACUCAUUUCCUUGAUGAGUGUGAAGUCCUAUCAGACCACAUUGUCAUUGUCACACUUGGAAAGGUAAAAUGCCAAGGAACUCCUACGUUGCUGAAGAACCAAUACGGAGGCGGUUACCGUGUUCAUAUCCCAAAGACGGAAGAUAUCUCCAGAAUCGAAUACCCAGUAAAGGAACACCACGAUAGGUUUAUCUGCCAAACACCAGAUUCAAGGUCCGCUGCGAACGUAUUGUCUUCUCUUAAGAAUGAGAGCGACUCUGAAUUAUACAUCACCGGCCCAACAAUCGAGGAUGUAUUCUUGACUGUCUCGGAGGAACCUCACACUCUUAUCGGUGAGACACUUGAGAUUCUACCCACCGAAUCUGAGCGAAGCAGAGUAAAGGCACCGCAAGGUGAACUGCCUCUGUGGAAAUCAUACUCGCAACAAAUCAACGCUCUCUUCAUCAAGCGAAUUCAGAUCCUGAAGAACAAUUGGUGGGCGUAUUUGUUCUGCCUUGCGAUUCCUCUCGUCGCGACUCAUUUCAUCAACGAUUUCCUAAAGGGUUACCAGACCCCCGACUGCAACAGCUUAAUCUCAUUUAAUUCAUUCGACAGCCGAAUGAGGGUUAGCAACGAGGGUGUCCUCGCAGUUGGUCCUCCAGGUAUCAACAGCACUAUCAUGAAGGUGAUCGAUGAGACGAACCCGUACCACUACGAUGUCGGUAAAGGACCUUUCAUCAUCGAUACUGAGGUGAAUCUUGUGAAAUUCAUUCACUACUACGCCUACAAUAUCUCGAAUGGUGGUGGAAUUUGGCUCAGCAACGACACGGUCCCGCUUAUCGCCCACGAUGCUAUGACCGGUCAGUCAGGCGCCACCAGUCUCCUGAAUCUCGUCAACCAGGUCCGAAGCAAUACCACUAUCGCAGGAUAUACAUCAAAUCUCAAAUCCUAUCACCAGGCCGAAGGUGGUGACAGUGUAUUCUAUGUCACUGUUUUCUGUCUGCUGCAAGCUCUCUACCCGGCUUUCUUCUCCCUAUACCCGACGUACGAGCGACGAUCACAAGUACGAGCUCUCCAAUACUCCAACGGUAUCCGACCAUUCCCUCUGCUAUUUUCGUACUGGAUGUUCGAUUUCAUGUUCGUCCUAGUAAUCAGCGCUGGCUGCACCGCCUUAAUCGCCAACGCAGCUCCCUGGUUCGGAAUCGGCUACGUCUGGUUCAUCCAAGUACUCUACGGACUCGCUGCCAUUCUCUUCGCCUACCUAAUCGCUCUACUAGCUCGGUCGCAACCCGCGGCUUAUGCUUAUAACGUCCUAUUCCAGGGCAUCAUGUACGCGCUCUCGAUCGUCACACUCCUGAUCGUCCAGCGAACAGACGGUGCCAACCAGCGGACCAACGACGGUACCGCCUUUGGUCUCGGCCUCAUUUUCCCGAUCCAGAACCUGAUGCGUGGCAUGGCUAUCAGCCUGAACAUGUACAUCGUGCGAUGCCGCGGGCAAACCAUGGUUACGAACGCAGGUUCAAUCUAUGCGUUCGGUGGCCCGAUUAUGCUUCUCAUAUUACAAAUCAUCGGCUUAUUCUCGCUUCUGCUCUGGAUUGAAGGCGGCAGCUUCGCCUGGGUCAAGAAACCCAAGCCCACACCACCCCCCUCGCGCGCCGGUGACAUCGAGAAGACCCUAGCCGGCGGCCGCGAAGACGUCAACGCCGAAACAGCGCGCGUCACAGCCUCGGAGACCGAUCUCCUACGCGCACUCCACGUAUCCAAGAGCUUCGGACACAAGCCAGCUGUAGAAGACGUAUCUCUCGGACUGAGGGAAGGCGAGAUCUUAGCUCUACUCGGCCCCAACGGCGCAGGAAAGACGACGAUGAUCAACAUGAUCCGCGGAGAUCUCACACCCGACACCGGCAGGAUCUACCUCGAAGGCGUCGACGUGCUGCACCACAAGCGCCUCGCGCAACGCCACCUCGGAGUCUGCCCCCAAUUCGACGCCCUAGACCUUCUCACCGUGCGGGAACACCUAACCUUCUACGCGCGGUGCAAAGGCGUCGAAGACGCCCACCGGGCCGUCAGUUACGUCAUGUCUCGCGUCGGCAUAACCGCGCACGCGCACAAACCCGCAUCCAAGCUCUCCGGAGGCAACAUGCGGAAACUGAGUCUCGCAAUCGCUCUCCUCGGUGAUCCUCCAGUCCUUCUCCUCGACGAGCCCUCGUCCGCAAUGGACGCCGCGUCAAAGCGUGUCCUCUGGCGGACCCUCGAAGCCGUGGCGCCGGGCCGCUCGGUGCUGAUCACGACGCACUCGAUGGAAGAGGCGGAUGCGCUGGCGACGCGGGCGGCGAUUGUGGCGAGGAAAGUGCUGGCGGUGGGGACGACGCAGGCUUUGAGGAAGACGCACUCGAAUGAGUAUCAUGUGCACCUGAUCUUGCGCAGCGCGCCGCUUUCGAGGGUGGAGGAGAUGGGCGCGUUGGAGGAUUGGGCGAGAAGGACUUUCGGGGGCGCGGUGAGGUUUGAGGGGGAGAGUUUGGGGGGACAGGUUAGGUUUAUUGUGCCGACUGAUGUUGCGGUGCCGGGACGGCGGAUGUCGGGUGGUGGGGAGAGUAGUAGUGGGGGGAGUGAGGGGGGGGAGGAGGAGGAUAGGAUUGAGGAGGUUCAUGCUGUGAGCGAUUAUGGCGAUGAGGAGGAGAGUGAGAAGAUGAGGAAGAGUGAGACGGUGGUGCGGGUUUCGUCGAAGCGCGAGCAUGCGACGCAGAAUUUCACGAGGUUCUUGAUUGAGACGCUGGAGAAGCAGAAGGAGGCGUUGGGCGUGGAGAGUUAUUCGAUCUCUGCGGCGACGAUGGAGUCUGUUUUUAUGAAGGUUGUUAAGGAGAGCGAUGCGGUUGAGCAUGAGGAGUUGGUACGGCGGAAGUGGUGGCAGUGGUGAGUGAGGUUGGUGACGUAUUACCUACUUGCUCGAGUAUAUAAAGACCUACUACAUAAGGGUUCGGGGCGAGUUCGCCAGGUAUAUAAGCAUUGCAUUUGGGGGCUUGUAUAUAUGCCCGAAAAAAGGGGGCCAAGGCAGCUGGUCGGGACGCUGUUACUGUUUAUUCCUGUUGUCUUUUAGGGGUCGUUAGUUUUUUCUUUCGUUUUUGAUACCACAUACAUAUGAAGUAGCUAGUUAGGUCUUAUAAUUGAACUCCAUGUUGAGG
Messenger RNA from Annulohypoxylon maeteangense, 5307 nucleotides. RefSeq lists its product as uncharacterized. Lineage: Eukaryota; Fungi; Ascomycota; Sordariomycetes; Xylariales; Hypoxylaceae. Gene Ontology annotation, molecular function: ATP hydrolysis activity; lipid carrier activity; ATP binding. Bases 171 to 5042 code for a protein of 1623 amino acids. The record is from RefSeq and is a predicted model, not a curated record. The transcript has 3 exons. Gene Ontology annotation, biological process: lipid transport; transmembrane transport. Gene Ontology annotation, cellular component: intracellular membrane-bounded organelle; membrane.